AUGGCGGAAGCGGCCAUGGCCAGCGCCGGCGGCCUGCAGCUUCGCAGCCCCAGGGCGCCCCCUCCCGCCCCCCAUCUCCAGCAGCAGCGCCGCCGCCCGCAGCCGCGCUGCCGCGCCCGCAGCAGCGAGCAGGCGGCGGGCCGGGCCACGCCCCUGGACGUCAUGCGCAGCGACAUUUCUUUCCUGGAGCACCGCACGGGGCUGGACCUGCUGACCCCGCUGGAGGCGGUGGCAAAGGCGCAUGUGGAGGCGCACGAUGAGGUGGUGGCGGUGCUGAACCCCAUCGCCGGGGAGCAGAUGCAGCGGCAUCUGGAGGAGCAGAUAGCGGGGAUGCAGCGAGAGCUGGCGGCGGCGCACACCCAGAUCCACCGCUCAGAGGGGCGCCUGCAGGACACGGUGCAGCACCUGACGCGGCUGGAGGGCAGCGUGCGGCAGGCGUUUGGCGGGGCCGCCGAGGCGCCCCCCGCCGCGCGCAGCGCGGGCGGCGCGGCGGCCUCGGCGGCCGCCACCGCCGCGGCCUCCACGCAGACCGCCACUAGCACGCCGGCGCCGGCGCACACGCAGCAGGCGCCGCGGCGGGCGCAGCAGCAGCGGCAGCGGCGCGGGCGGGACGACGGGCUGGCCAGCAGCCUUACCCUGCCGGAGCAGCUCAAGGACCAUUGGUUCCCGGCAGAGUUCAGCGCCAGCCUGGCGGAGGGCAAGAUGGUGCCCUUUGAGCUGUUUGGCCAGGCCUCCAUGAUGCCAACCCAGCUGCUGCUGGCGGCCGCGGCCCUGGCGCUGCUGGCGGCGCCGCUGCCCGCCGCCGCAAGCUGCCGCAAGGUGCGCAAGCACGUGCCUCGCGAGGAGAUGUUCUUCAACCACCAGCCCGCGCCCCAGAAGAGCCUGGAGGAGCUGCCCAAGGAGUGGAGCUGGAACAAAGUGGAGGGGCGGUCCAUGCUGGCCCCCUCCUGGAACCAGCACAUCCCGCAAUACUGCGGCUCCUGCUGGCUGCACGCCACCACCUCCAUGAUCCAGGUGCGGCAGGUGGCGGCGGUGGACCGGCUGAAGAUCGUGAAGGGCGGCAUCGGCCCAGACACCAUGCUGGCCCGCCAGGUGGUGCUCAACUGCGGCGCAUUCCACGGGUACGGCGAGGGCUGCAACGGCGGCGACGUCAUCGACGUCGUUCGCUACAUGAAGAGCUACGGCCUUCCCGACGAGAGCUGCCAGGUGGUGGCGGUGGCGGCGGCGGCGGUGGUGGUGGUGGUGGUGGUGGUGGCUGGCGGUGAUAGUGGCCAGUGGCGGCUGGUGGUGGUGAGUGUCGGGUACGCCAUCCCCACCUGGCAGGACGAGCAGGACGUGCGGUCGGGCAAGAAGCUGGGCACCAUGUGGGGCAUCUUCUCCAAGGAGGACGCAGACAAGAUCAUCCCAGAGGGCCACCGCCACCCGCACUUCAGCAAGGACCAGCCCGAGGACGACUCUGCCACCGCCUCCGAGUUUAAGGACACCCCAGAGGACCGCCCCGAGGGCCCUGCCGCCGCCGCAGAGCGAUAUGGGGGCUCUGCCGCCGUAGAGGGCGGCGCUGCCGCGCGGGGCAAGCAGGCGCAGCAGCCCUCGCUGCGGGUGGAGCCGUUUGGCGGCCGCCAGCAGGCGUGA
Molecule: messenger RNA, 1632 nt
Organism: Chlorella variabilis
Lineage: Eukaryota; Viridiplantae; Chlorophyta; Trebouxiophyceae; Chlorellales; Chlorellaceae
Exons: 10
Coding region: 1-1632 (543 amino acids)
Biological process (GO): proteolysis
Molecular function (GO): cysteine-type peptidase activity
Source: RefSeq, a predicted model, not a curated record